This is a messenger RNA of Eutrema salsugineum, 2240 nucleotides long. RefSeq names its product WD repeat-containing protein 70. The record is from RefSeq and is a predicted model, not a curated record. Gene Ontology annotation, cellular component: nucleus; site of double-strand break. The transcript is spliced from 8 exons. Bases 81 to 2066 code for a protein of 661 amino acids. Lineage: Eukaryota; Viridiplantae; Streptophyta; Magnoliopsida; Brassicales; Brassicaceae. Gene Ontology annotation, molecular function: protein binding. Gene Ontology annotation, biological process: regulation of DNA double-strand break processing.
UUUCCAUGGCGGCGAGGUCACCGGCCGUUAUAUAAAGACGAAUUCCAAAUCAAAAUUCUGAGAAGAAGAAGACGUAAGCAAUGGAGGAUGAAUUGGAAGGUCUGCGAGCUCAUUUUCCUAUUUCGUUUGGUAAGACAUCGAAAGCUUCGGCGCCAAUCGAGGCCCUCCACAGCGCAACUCGCCGCACCGAUGCAGGUACAGACGCCGGAGUUUCGUCGGAUGUCGUCAGCAAGAAGCCUUCUUCCGGUAAAUCUGAAUCCGGAUUCCCGUCUCUAUCUUCCUCUUCUGCAUCCUGGCUCCGAAGUGUUCGCGGUCCGAAUCGUAACCCUAAUAACUCCAGCCAAGCUCCCUCCGAAGAUGAUGUAGCCGUAGGAGGUAUGAUGGGGCCACCUCCGCCUCCGGCUAAACCGACGCAAGAGGAUGAAGAGGAUGACGGAGGUAUGAUAGGGCCACCACCGCCGCCGGCAAAGGGAUCCGGCAUUGGUAAUGAUUCUGAUGAUGAAGAGGAUAUGAUCGGUCCUCCGCCACCGCCUCCGACUGCUAUUGUAGAUUCCGAUGAAGAUUCCGAUGACGACGGUGUUUAUGACAACGAGGAGAAUCGGUACAAAAUCCCAUUGAGCAACGAGAUCCAGCUAAAAGGACAUACGAAGAUUGUUUCAUCUCUCGCUGUUGAUAGUGCCGGAGCUAGAGUUCUCUCGGGAAGCUAUGACUACACUGUUCGUAUGUACGAUUUUCAAGGGAUGAAUUCAAGGCUUCAGUCUUUUAGGCAGUUCGAACCAUGUGAAGGUCACCAAGUUCGCAGCUUGAGCUGGAGUCCCACUUCUGGUCAAUUUCUAUGCGUCACUGGCUCCGCACAAGCUAAGAUUUAUGAUCGUGAUGGUCUCACACUUGGUGAGUUCAUGAAAGGGGAUAUGUACAUCCGUGAUCUGAAGAACACUAAGGGCCAUAUUUGCGGGUUGACUUGCGGAGAAUGGCAUCCGAGGACUAAGGAAACGAUUCUGACUUCUUCAGAAGACGGGUCUUUGCGUAUAUGGGAUGUUAAUAACUUCCUAAGCCAAACGCAGGUUAUUAAACCGAAGCUUGCUAGACCGGGGAGGAUUCCAGUUACAACCUGUGCUUGGGAUCGUGAAGGAAAGCGUAUCGCUGGUGGCAUUGGAGAUGGAUCUAUACAGAUUUGGAGUCUCAAGCCCGGCUGGGGAAGCCGACCCGAUGUAUACGUUGGGAAAGCCCACACUGAUGAUAUAACUUCUGUUAAGUUCUCUAGCGAUGGGAGAAUUCUGGUGUCAAGAAGUUUUGAUGGUUCUCUAAAGGUCUGGGACUUGCGGCAGAUGAAAGAAGCUCUAAAGGCAUUCGAGGGUCUUCCUAAUAAUUAUGCGCAAACAAACGUUGCCUUUAGUCCAGAUGAACAAAUCAUCCUGACUGGAACAUCCGUUGAGAAAGACAGUAAAACGGGAGGCUUGCUCUGCUUCUACGACCGCACCAAACUCGAGAUUGUUCAAAAAGUCGGCAUAUCUCCAACUUGCAGCGUGGUGCAAUGCGCUUGGCACCCGAGGUUGAAUCAGAUAUUUGCAACAUCGGGAGACAAAAGCCAAGGAGGAACUCACAUUCUUUACGAUCCAACUCAGAGCGAGAGAGGUGCAUGCGUCUGUGUUGCACGUGCACCAAGGAAGAAAUCUGUGGACGAUUACCAACCAGAACCAGUAAUACACAAUCCUCAUGCAUUACCACUGUUCAGAGACCCACCAAGCCGUAAACGACAAAGAGAGAAAACAUUGAAGGAUCCUGCUAAAGCCCAUAAACCUGAGCUUCCCAUGACAGGUCCUGGUCACGGUGGAAGAGUUGGUACAACUGGUAGCGGCUUAUUAACACAGUAUCUUCUCAAGCAAGGUGGGAUGAUAAAAGAGACUUGGAUGGAGGAAGAUCCAAGAGAAGCAAUAUUGAAAUACGCAGAAGUUGCUGUUAAGGAUCCUAAGUUUAUUGCACCUGCUUACUCGCAGACCCAGCCCAAGACCAUCUUUGCUAAAUCUGACGAUGAAGAAGAAGAAGAUAAUGACGUCAAAAAAUAAUUAGUGUUUCCAAAAGUACUUCACCUCAGGAUUCGGUUCCCGAGCUCGCCUCAAAGGAAAAUCCAUACCGUUUUCUUGUAUUAUGUAUAAUAUAAUAGAUCAUAUCAUGGCACAUUAGAGAGAGUAAGAGAACGAAUUGUUUUUUAAUCCCGGAAUUGCAUUCUGACAUUCUGA